This is a messenger RNA of Myxocyprinus asiaticus (Chinese sucker), 5420 nucleotides long. RefSeq names its product RAC-gamma serine/threonine-protein kinase-like. The transcript is spliced from 14 exons. The record is from RefSeq and is a predicted model, not a curated record. Bases 459 to 2042 code for a protein of 527 amino acids. NCBI's taxonomy places the organism in Eukaryota, Metazoa, Chordata, Actinopteri, Cypriniformes, Catostomidae. Gene Ontology annotation, molecular function: protein serine/threonine kinase activity; ATP binding. Gene Ontology annotation, biological process: protein phosphorylation.
AUGCAGGAGACGGGGUGCGCCGUCACCGCGCUUUCUGCAUCGGUUUACGCCAUUCAUACAGGGUCAUUCGGUUCACCGGGGUAACACAGCAGCAGUAGACGAAGAUGAUGGCCACAUCACGGGCGCGCGUGCCUCCGUUCUCCUCAUGACCGACCGGCGGCGGCGGCAGCAUCUGCGUGCUGGUUUGGGUUCGUCUCUUACCGGGCUGGCGUGGAACCGAUCCCCCCGUCUGGCGGAGCGUCUGCCAGGCUGAGUCACCACUGAAGGUCCCGAGAGACAGAGAGAGAGAGUGAAAGUGAAGAGACAUUACAUCACAUAGUGGCAGGGGAAGUGUGUGAGAAAAGAAGACCAGAGUGAAGUGAACGUAAGGGAAAGCAAGAGAAGAGGGCAAAACAACAAACAGAAAGUAGAGCACUGGGCUCACCCCCUGACCCUUGAACUUUGACCUCGGUGCCAACAUGAAUGACCAGAACGUGGUGAAAGAGGGCUGGGUGCAGAAGAGAGGUGAAUACAUUAAGAACUGGCGACCGCGGUACUUCCUGUUAAAGACGGAUGGAUCGUUUAUUGGAUAUAAAGAGAAGCCACAGGAUGCUGAUCUGGCAUAUCCACUCAACAACUUCUCUGUGGCCAAGUGUCAGUUGAUGAAGACGGAGAGACCGAAGCCUAACACCUUCAUCAUCAGGUGUCUGCAGUGGACCACUGUGAUCGAACGCACCUUCCACGUGGACACGCCUGAGGAGAGGGAUGAGUGGGUGGAGGCCAUUCAGAUGGUGGCGGACAAGCUCGCCAAACAGGAAGAGGAAGGAAUUCUGUGUAGCCCCAUAUCGCAGAUCGAAAACGUCAAUGAGGAAGAGAUGGACACGUCAACCAGUCAUCACAAACGAAAGACAAUGAAUGAUUUUGACUAUCUGAAGUUACUGGGCAAAGGCACAUUUGGGAAAGUGAUUCUGGUCAGAGAGAAAGCGAGCGGCACAUAUUAUGCAAUGAAGAUCCUGAAAAAGGAGGUUAUUAUUGCUAAGGAUGAAGUGGCUCAUACGCUUACAGAGAGCAGAGUUUUGAAAAACACUAGGCAUCCGUUUUUAACUUCGCUGAAGUACUCGUUUCAGACGAAGGAUCGUUUAUGUUUUGUUAUGGAGUAUGUGAAUGGAGGAGAGUUAUUUUUUCAUUUGUCGAGAGAACGUGUGUUUUCAGAGGAUAGAACCCGUUUCUAUGGUGCCGAGAUUGUCUCUGCAUUGGAUUACUUGCACUCUGCAAAGAUUGUUUACCGUGACUUGAAGCUGGAAAACCUGAUGUUGGAUAAAGACGGUCACAUAAAGAUCACUGAUUUCGGUCUUUGUAAGGAGGGAAUUACAGACGCAGCCACCAUGAAAACAUUCUGUGGGACUCCAGAGUAUCUGGCCCCCGAGGUAUUGGAGGACAAUGAUUACGGGAGAGCGGUGGACUGGUGGGGUCUUGGAGUCGUUAUGUAUGAGAUGAUGUGUGGACGCCUGCCCUUUUACAAUCAGGACCAUGAGAAGCUGUUUGAACUGAUUCUGAUGGAGGAGAUCAAAUUCCCCAGAACCCUCUCUGCUGAUGCCAAGUCUUUACUGUCUGGACUACUCAUAAAAGAUCCCAACAAGAGGCUCGGAGGAGGACCGGAUGAUGCUAAAGAAAUCAUGAGGCACAGUUUCUUCACGGCAGUGGACUGGCAGGAUGUCUAUGACAAAAAGCUCGUACCGCCAUUCAUGCCGCAGGUAUCAUCUGAAACUGACACCAGGUAUUUUGAUGAGGAGUUCACAGCACAAACCAUCACCAUCACUCCUCCAGAGAAAUGUGAGUGUGCUGUUUUCCCUCCCGCUCUCUCUUUUCCCGUAGACACUUCCUCAUGGCACAGGAAGAGGAAGUUACAUUCAAGUCUGAGCUGUACACAAUGUAAGAGACACUUUUUUCCUCUCUGUAUUGAGCAUAUCACUGUGAAAAUCAGUGAACACCUUUUUUCUGCUAUCGCUAGGAAAUUAAUUUUUCUUUUAGAGCAAAUGGAAAAUUCAAUCUGUUGUCGGUGAAUAGCAUUGAGUCCCGUUCACACAGACAGUGAUUUUAUCACUGGAGGUCACCAGGUCGCUGUAUUGUUCGUCGGUAGUGGCCGUUCCUGACGCUGGUCGCUCUAAUGUUUUUGGUGGGCUGCAUAACUGGUCGUAGCUUCUAGAAAUCUAAUGAGAAAUUAGAUGUAUUUUCGGUAGAAAGAUGUCAUUCUAUUCUGACAAGGAAUCUGUUUUCUUGCUGCUAAAGUGAACAUUCUGGAGUGGAAAGUGUUUAAAUUUGCAUCAAUGCAUAAUGCAUUAAUACCAGUAAAAAUAAGAUAUUUAUAUUGCAUAUCAUAGAGGCAAACUUGCAUGGACAUUUUUAACUGAUCGUCUUUCUCUCUCUGUCUCUCCCUGCAGAUGAUGAGGACGGGAUGGACUCAGCCGAUAGCGAACGGAGACCACAUUUCCCACAGUUCUCUUAUUCAGCCAGCGGGCGGGAGUGAUGUCAUCAAACAACGGAACCUGAGUAGCCAUGCUAGAAAGAGCCUCCCGUCUCUCUACCCCCUCUCAUUCAUUACUGAUAAACAUAGCAAGUUAUUUUUGUUGCUUUCUGUUUGUUUGGGGGGGGCGGGGUUUGGUUUAUUUCUUAAUGUGGGACUUAAAAAGGGGGUUUUGCACAGUUGGGUGAGUCUUGAGCAAGUCGACCCACAUUUAAAAUUCUUGUUCACUGUCAGCUUGUUUACAGAUCAUGGACAGUGUUUUCGGUAAAAUGACCAGUAUUGUUAAUGACGACCUAAUUUUAUUUUUUAUUUUGCACUUGUUUAAGAGCCGUUGUUGGGAACAAACCAAAAAUGUUGCCUUAUGUGUGUGGAUCUCAUCUGUCAGACAGAUGGAUGCACAGACAUGUAGUUAGGGUUAUUAGAAGCAGCACUAGUUCUGUUCCUAUGAGGCUCACAAAUUAAAUUUAGUUGAUUUUUAUGUUACACACAUCCUCCUUUGGAGGAGCUGGAGGAUUCUGAUCUUUAUCGAUACUUUCGAUAAAAAGGAAAAUGUAAAGAAAGAGUGGGAAAGUGUAUCAGAGGACUCUAGUGUUAAUAUUUGGUUUCUUUUUUUAAUGCUUACAUUCUGAUAUGAAGGUUUAAGUUACAAAUACACAACUGUACAACAAACUGCCGUUACUGUAAGCUCUCUCAGGCAAUUCAGAGCACAAGAGUGAAUCUCACGAAACCUGGCAAGAACAUGUCCCCAUCAUAAGAAAUUAUGUCAUUAUUCGAUCAGGUUUAUGACAUCAUUUUCAUGACAAUUAAGCACAUGUUCCCUUUAAAUUCUCAUUACAGUAAUGUGAAAAAUACCACAUUCUCAUUACUGUAAUAUGAAACAAAAUAGUCAUUUACAUUUUUUAAAAUAUAUGUCAUGGUAGUACUUGUUGUAAAAUAAUUUAUGCAUUGUGACAUUUUCCUGACAGCUGAGCACAUUUUCCCCCUAAAUUCUCAUUACCGUAAUGUGAAAAAAUCUCAUUGUCAUUACUGUAAUACGAAACAAAAAAGACAUCUAAAGUUUUUAAAACUUUGUCAUGGUAGUAUUUGUUGUACAAGAGUUUUUGCAUUGUGACAUUGUUUUCAUAACAAUUAAGCACAUUUCCCCCUAAAUUGUCAUUACCGUAAUGUGAAAAAAUCUCAUUACUGUAAUACGAAACAAAAAUGUCAUCUAAAUAUUUAUGUCAAAUAAAUAUUUGUUGUACAAGAUGUUUUGCGUUGUGACAUUUUAGCGAUAACUGAGCAAAUUUCCCCCCAAAUUCUCAUGACCAUAAUGUAAUUAUUUUUAAUUGUCAUUACUGUAAAAUUUAAAUGAAUUUUUGUUUCAUAUUACAGUAAUGAGAGCGCUUUUUUUCACAUUACAGUAAUGAGAAUUUGAGGGAAAGUGUGCCUAAAUGUCAUGAAAAUGUCAAUACUAAACGACUCGUACAACAAAUAGUAUCGUGACAUGAACACUUAAAAUUAAAUGACUCUUUUGUUUCGUAUUAAAGUAUUUAUGUCAUGGUAGUAUUUGUUAUACAAGAAGUCUCAUAUUGUGAGAUUGAUGAUGCACCCCCCACCCCCCAAUUACAAUACACCCGUAUACAUUACAGAGGAAAACUGCUAAAUUGUCAUGAAAAUAAUGUCAUAAUGCAAAAAUUUGCAAUGGCCCUAAAACAAGUUUCAUUUCCUUGACACAAAACAUCAUUUAUUAUUUUUUUAUUUUGCGGUGAAAUGCGACCUGGACAUGUUUUCGUGAGAUUCACCCACAAAUCUACCCACCGACGGAGUGAAACCUACCCAGAUAUGAUGUUUAUCAUCUUGUCCUUAAUUCCUCACCUCUGCCUUGCUGAAAAGGACCACUUUGAACUUUUUACUCUCUCCAAAACUGAUUCAACCGUUAAGGACAAUGUUUAAGGACUGGAUUUGGGUGGCGUUUCACCUUUACUGUAUCGAUCAACAGGUAUGUCUUUCUCACCCAGCACAGAGAAAGACAACUCAACCACUAUCCCUCACUUCAUAACACAAAGAGUUAACUUAUAAUAGUUGGAGUAAUGUUGGACUAUUCCAGAAGAUGUAAAUACAAACUCUCUAUCUCUUUUUACCAUUAUCGUUACAUGUAUUAUGAUUUUUUGCAUCGAAACGUUACAGUCCUGUCUCCAUUGCUGUGGAAAUCGUACGGAUGCGUGUUGUCUGUGUUUGGAAUCAAUAACAAGUCAGAUCACAGACUCAUUUUAUGUGCAACUGAGCCAUGCAAUACCAGUGUGAAUGACUCCCGACCCCGAAACCACCCCAAGUGUGAUGUACAUAUGCAAUGCCUUCCGUUUGUGAUGCGUCACAGCCCGAGAAAAAAGUUGUGUGACAGUAAUUGUGUGAACUGUUGGAUGACAAAAAUUAAAAUGCGAAUUGAAAAAAUGUCCUGAAAUGACACAAAAUCACUGGAAAACGUCUAUCAUGUGGAUGUUUCCAUAGAGACGAGUUGCUAUGGUUUCAGUCCCAUCCUGUUUGUUCCUGAUCCAGUGAACAUUUUGGAAACUGCCAGUAUUCUUCAUAGCGAAUGAUAUGAGUGUAUGUGAGUGUAAGUUUGUUAUUUUCACUCUGUGACAUUUCUGGCUAACAGCAAAUCCUCACUAGGUUUUCUAAUGUUUUGUUUGUUUCAGCGUAUUUUUGUACCAUAGAUGUAAUUUAGUUGUAUUUAUUUUCAUAUGUUGGGAUGAAGGACGCUGUCGGAUGCGUUCAUUAAGUGCUCUCUCUCUCUCUCCCUCAUUAUUUUUUAUACCUUUCCUUUAGUCGUUUGCCUGUUUUGUUUUCAUACCAAAUCAUUAGGGCAAGUGCCACAUAGAGGACUUGCAUUGCCAUUUGGUAGUAUUUAUUUUAAGUUAUAUUAAAAUGUUCAAAUUUG